AUGUCCGCAACACGUAUGCCGGAUCCUCCUUCCGACAGUAUCAUCAACCUUACCAUCGCCGACCUCGCCAUUUAUGCAGUUCUCCUUUUCCCGGUCAUCCGGAUCACCUGGAAGCAUGGAAAGUCUGGCAUGGUUUGUUGGCCGAUUUUCCUAUCCUUCUUCGCACUCCGAUUUGUCUCCGAUGCCUACCUGAUUGCGAAUCGUCACAAGCCUCAGAUCCCCAACCCGGUUGUGAUCAUGACCAAUGCUGGUAGCAUUGCCUGCAUGUCUUUGACAAUUGUUGGUGUCAUCUAUGAAGUAAACAUCAUGCUCCCACUUCCUCCAAAACGCUGGACCGAAAAAAUAAUACUUGCUGUCACUCAUCUUGCUUUGACUGCCGGCAUAGGCUUGGCUACGUAUGGAGGAUCACCUAAGGAAGGAGCGCCGGGCGGAGUCGUGUCGAAACAUCUUAACCAGAUUGGGACCUGUUUAAUGUUGUUCGUCAUGCUGUUUGGCGUUGGCUGGUGGCUCUGGCGGACCGGAAAAAAGGUUAUGUCUCUCAAGACACAUCCAAACUUCCAGCUAGCAAGAAAUUUACUUCUAGCCGGCUGCGCAGCGUUCCCAUUCCAACUGGUCAGGCUUGGUCACAGUCUCACCUACUCAUUCACUCCGUACCCCAGCUUGGACCCUAUUUCCGGUUCAUUUGCUACUAGGCUGGUACUCAUGUUUGGAAUGCAAUUGAUUGUGGCCUUGGUAGUUACUGCUGGUGGUUGGCUGAGUAUUGGUGCUACGCCUAACUCCGCCUUAGGCGAGGAGAGUCAGGGAUCCGGAACAGUCACACAGCCUUGGGUUUAA
Molecule: messenger RNA, 834 nt
Organism: Fusarium sp. VM40
Lineage: Eukaryota; Fungi; Ascomycota; Sordariomycetes; Hypocreales; Nectriaceae
Source: the annotation of a GenBank genome assembly